Messenger RNA from Dipodomys spectabilis (banner-tailed kangaroo rat), 504 nucleotides. RefSeq names its product H-2 class I histocompatibility antigen, alpha chain-like. The record is from RefSeq and is a predicted model, not a curated record. Bases 77 to 382 code for a protein of 101 amino acids. Gene Ontology annotation, biological process: positive regulation of T cell mediated cytotoxicity; antigen processing and presentation of endogenous peptide antigen via MHC class I via ER pathway, TAP-independent; immune response. Lineage: Eukaryota; Metazoa; Chordata; Mammalia; Rodentia; Heteromyidae. The transcript is spliced from 3 exons. Gene Ontology annotation, molecular function: peptide antigen binding; signaling receptor binding. Gene Ontology annotation, cellular component: external side of plasma membrane.
GAUUGCAAAAGUGAGCCUACAGAAUCUGCUCGGCUACUACAACCAGAGCGCGGACGCUUCUCACACCUUACAGAGAAUGAGUGGGUGUGACAUGAGCGCAGACGGCCGUCUCCUCCGCGGGUACUGUCAGCACGCCUACGAUGGCCAGGACUACAUCGCCCUGAACGAGGACUUGAGCUCCUGGACCGCGGCCAACAUGGCGGCUCAGAUCACCAGGCGCAAGUGGGAGGAGGCCGGUGUGGCAGAGAGUGACAGGGCCUACCUGGAGCACACGUGCGUGGAGUGGCUGCGCAGAUACCUGGAGCGCGGCAAGGAGACGCUGCAGCGCACAGUCCCCCAAAGGCACACAUCACCCUCCACCCCACCUCUGAACAUAAGAUGACCCAGAGGUGCUGGGCGCUGGGCUUCUACCCUGCGGAGAUCACCCUGACCUGGCUGCGGGAUGGAGAGGAGCAGACCCAGGAAAUGGAGCUGGUGGAGACCAGGCCUGCAGGAGAUGGAAGC